AUGGACACCGGGACACUGUCUUACGAGCUGCUUCUUCAAUACCUCACCCUGUGUGUCAGCAGUGGCCACCACUUGGAGGUGUUUAACAAGUAUGACAUCAUGAGGAGCCAGAUCAUUACGUUAAACACCAGGGCCUCCAGCCUGCUCAUAAAGGACUUCAGCCGAUCAGACCGCUGGAAGGAGGCCUAUCACACCCAUCAAGAGGGCCAUCACCGCGUAAGUAUGGCGAUGCCAUCAUGGGGGCAGUACUGCAUGGUGACGGUGCCACUGCCGGGGCCCUGCAGAGAUGUCUUAAAUGAGACCACUCCAGAGGAGCUGGAGAGCUUCAAGAACUUUGUCAAGUGGAUUCCGGCCUUUGACAUGGUCAUAGAUGGUUUCAAAGUUGCCAACAUGGGCAUCAAAGGGAACCAGUCGCAGAUGCUCCAGGUGGUGGUGUCAGAGCUGGAGCGACAGGGCCUGGUCAUUCUGGUCCUGUGGAGGAAGCACAUACAAUGGCCCUCACGCAGCUGGGACAGAUAUGCCAUGAGCCUGGUCCAGCAGAAUGCCCACUGCUUCUUCACUGACAUUUCUGAGGAUGACCCUUUUAUGUAUGCCACACUGCACUCUGGGGACCACUGUAACUUGAGCUGGGACCUGAUGCGGGACCACAAGGCCUGCCUGCCCGAUGGUGCACCUCAACGCCUCUUCUUCAAGUGGCAGAGAGGGCACUAUCUGGUGCUGAGCAGUUACACUCUGGGAAAGAGUAGGAUAUCAAGUUAUGACACCAUUGUCCAGACAAAUGGAGGCUCCUGUCACAUCCACUAUGAUGAGAAUGGGGCAGAGAGAUAUACUUAUUUAGUUCCCCAGAAGUGUCUUUGUCUCACCAGGGCAGAAUAA
Oncorhynchus gorbuscha (pink salmon) is the source of this 876-nucleotide messenger RNA. Its product is annotated as protein only RNase P catalytic subunit. The record is from RefSeq and is a predicted model, not a curated record. NCBI's taxonomy places the organism in Eukaryota, Metazoa, Chordata, Actinopteri, Salmoniformes, Salmonidae. Gene Ontology annotation, molecular function: ribonuclease P activity. Gene Ontology annotation, cellular component: mitochondrial ribonuclease P complex; mitochondrion. Gene Ontology annotation, biological process: mitochondrial tRNA 5'-end processing; tRNA 5'-leader removal.